AUGGCGGUCCCCACCCACGGUGGCAGGAGGAGAAAGAAGCCGGUGCCGAAGAGCCCCAAACCACCACCCCCUGAGGGUGUGAAGUCCAACCCCUCCAAGCGGCAUAGAGACAGGCUCAACCGGGAGCUGAACAAGCUGACUGGCUUGCUGUCCUUCCCUGAAGAUGUGUGCAGCAGGCUUGAUAAACUCUCCAUCCUCCGACUGGCUGUCGGAUACCUGAAGGUGAAGAGCUACUUGAUGGUUGCUCUAAAGAAUCACGGUGCCAAAGAAGCAGUGAGGGAUGGAGACUGCAGCAACGGACCAGCUCUGCGCUCAGCAGCGGUACCGGAGGGUGAACUGCUCCUACAGGCGCUCAAUGGCUUUGUGCUGGUGGUGACGUCAGAAGGACUGAUAUUUUACUCCUCACAUACGAUUCAGGACUAUCUGGGAUUUCAUCAGACAGAUGUCAUGCACCAGAGCGUCUUUGAGCUGAUCCACACUGAGUACAAGCAGGAAUUCAGCCGCAACCUCCACUGGGCACUCAACCCACCCCACGCUCCUGAGGGUGCACCUUCUGCAGAAGGGGGGAAGAGUCUUGGCUCUUCUGCUGUUGCCUACAAGCCAGAUCAGCUGCCCCCAGAAAACUCUUCCUUUCUGGAAAGGAGCUUUGUGUGCCGCUUUCGCUGCCUCUUGGAUAAUUCCUCCGGCUUCCUGGCUUUAAACCUUCAAGGCAGGCUGAAAUUCCUUCACGGGCAGAACAAAAGGUCUGAAGACGGGUCUGCACUGCCACCCCAGCUCGCCCUCUUCGCUAUCUCCACCCCCUUGCAGCCCCCGUCCAUCCUGCAGAUCCGAACCAAGAACAUGAUCUUCAGGACGAAGCACAAGCUGGACUUCACCCCCUUGGCGUGCGAUGCCAAGGGGAAGAUUGUUUUGGGCUACACCGAGGCGGAGCUGCGGAUGUGUGGCACCGGCUACCAGUUUGUCCAUGCUGCUGACAUGCUGUACUGUGCUGAGAACCACGUCAGGAUGAUGAAGACGGGCGAGAGCGGCCUGACGGUCUUCCGCCUGCUGACAAAGGAGAACCGCUGGAAGUGGGUGCAGGCCAAUGCACGGCUCGUCUACAAGAAUGGCAAGCCCGAGUACAUCAUUGUCACGCAGAGACCCCUCGUAGAUGAAGAAGGAGGAGAGCACCUUCGGAAACGAUCCAUGCAUCUUCCCUUUACCUUUGCUACAGGAGAGGCACUCUUAUACCAAAGUGCUUACCCUCUCCCGGGCUUCCCUGACCCUUUCCAGAGCAAAGGGAAAACAACCAAGUCCAAGAAGACCUCCCACAGCCAUGAAGGGUGCUCCCAGAAGGAUGGCGUUGACCCCAGUUCUCUGCUGGGUGCCGUGAUGCGACAGAACAAGGCGGUGUACGUCUCCCAUCCAGCUCCCACACCUAACCACUCCUUCAGCAGCAGUUUCACGGACCACCUCGAGGACGUGUCCUUGCUGGAUGCAGGAGAUGCCUGGAGUAUGAGCGCUGCUCCAGGUUCUUCAAGCAGUGACAGCCUCAAAGAGGAGCUGGUGGAUUUGCAGCAGGAGGACCCUCUCUUGGCCACCCUGGACUCACUCUCAAUUAAGAGUGAUGAGAGCUGUUCCAACAAUGAGCUGUUCAGUGCGCUGGAAGACCUGGGGUUGAAUGCUGAAGACCUGGAGCUCCUGCUGCUGGAUGAGAAAAUGGUGAUGGUCAAUAUGGACUCUGACCGCGCCCCGUCCCUGAAUGACUGCCUCGCCAGCAACGAGAUUCUCUCCUACAUCCACGCCACUCUGGUGAACAAGCACGAAGGAGGACAACAGGUCUGUCCCCUGCCAGGCAUGUCCCUGAGCCCAUGUGGAGGCACCACUAGGUACCAGGCCCACAUGGAGGAUGAUGGCUCGCAGUGCCUGCCCCAGCACGUGGUGCAGCCCGGCAUUGCCCCAGGCCAGCCCCCUGCUCCGCUGUGGGAACAGCCCCUCCAUGCCAUGCCAGGGCAGCCACCCCUGCUGCUGCCAGAGCCAGCUGAGGAGGAGGAAGAGCCAUCUGAUAGCUUGCAGUGGAGGCCAGCUGGGGAGGAGGGUCUGCUCUGCUUCCUCCAGCUGGCACGGGGCACCCCAUGGGACAAGGCGCCCGGCUCACCCCGGAGAGCCCCCUGCCAGCAGGAGCCAGCCAGGGCUCAGCAGCUGGAGGGGCUGGCUGGGCGGCACGUGAGGGGUCAGCAGGAGGAGAAGCUCCAGAUCAUCUACGAGGGUGAGUGA
Messenger RNA from Pygoscelis adeliae (Adelie penguin), 2256 nucleotides. RefSeq names its product aryl hydrocarbon receptor-like. Gene Ontology annotation, molecular function: protein dimerization activity; transcription cis-regulatory region binding; nuclear receptor activity. NCBI's taxonomy places the organism in Eukaryota, Metazoa, Chordata, Aves, Sphenisciformes, Spheniscidae. Bases 1 to 2256 code for a protein of 751 amino acids. Gene Ontology annotation, cellular component: aryl hydrocarbon receptor complex; nucleus. Gene Ontology annotation, biological process: regulation of transcription by RNA polymerase II. The record is from RefSeq and is a predicted model, not a curated record. The transcript has 13 exons.